GAUCGUGAUUGGUUGACCAUAUUAUAUAAGUGCUCUCUGUUCGAAUUUAUUGAAAUAAAGUGAUAUGAGCUACUGAGUGGUCUGUGACAAAACGUGUUGUGUGGGUGAUUUAAGUAUGUCUUCCCGUUGAUAAAAAAAAACGCCUUGAACAGGAUAGGAGGUAAAUAAUAUACCGCGGUAUGUAUUACGAACUGAAGCUGGUAGCUAUCUACUGGUUUUUAGUUUUAAUAUAUACAACAUACGCGAUAGACAAUCCAAAGAUGUCGAGAAAGAGAGCCUUGUGCGGAUCAAGGCUCACGAGGAUGUUAAAUAGGUUUUGUUUGGAAUAUCCUUCACCAUCACCAGAAUCUCUUUAUCGAAACAAGAGGCAAAUUGUUAAAGAAUGCUGUCAACAAAAAUGUUCGUUGGAUUAUUUGCUUGAAAAUUAUUGCGAAACAGUCAACAGUGCCGCAUUAGAAAUAUAUAAGAAUACUGAGGUCGAUUCCAGCGAAAGGUACACUAUGCCAAGAUCAUCAGCUGAAAAUAUUAGGUCCCGAAAUUCUAGACAAAAACAAGCUUUAGCUUUAGACAAUGCUCCAUCUGAACUAUCAACUCAUGGCAGGUAUCAACACCAUCGAAAGAAAAGAAACUGUAAAUGUAAACAACUACUUAAAAAUGAGGAAAAACACAAGAAGGAAAUUAGACUCCUAAAUUUAUUAAAACAACGACAAUAUCCAGUUCCAGAUUCAAAGGUAGAACAAGCUGAUUUCCAACAACCAUUCAUUGUUAAUUUUCCUUAAUUGAAAAUGAUGUGAUAUAUUUUUAAUAAGUCAAAGUAUUUCAAAAUAAGACAAAAACUUAACAAGUAAAUUUAAAAGUUAUUAAAAAAUACACACAUAAAGUCAUUAAAAAUGUUAAAAACGA
Molecule: messenger RNA, 903 nt
Organism: Diabrotica virgifera virgifera (western corn rootworm)
Lineage: Eukaryota; Metazoa; Arthropoda; Insecta; Coleoptera; Chrysomelidae
Exons: 5
Coding region: 180-779 (199 amino acids)
Cellular component (GO): extracellular region
Molecular function (GO): hormone activity
Source: RefSeq, a predicted model, not a curated record